AAGGGUGCACAGGAGAAGGUUUUUAAUGGUGGCGAUCCCAGAAGGCUUAUGACUCCUAUCGGGACAAUAUCGCCGGAAGACCGAAGGGUUCACAUUACUCCAACGAUAUCAACUAUAUUACAAUUCAGAGCACUGGACUUCGGGAUGGAACAUUGCCAAUUGCAAGUUGUCCUUCCAACAUCAGUAGCAAGCAAGUCAUCUACGACACUAGAGCCAUCUUCACUAGUGCUUGAACUGAACCGCCUUGAUGCAUCUGGUGCUAUGGAUGCUAGUACCUUGUCCUACAAAACAUGUCCUGGUUUUAUCGGUAAGAUCGCCGAUAUAAAGGUGGAUUAUGGUUUAACAUGGAGUCACAACUUCACAUGUGCGACGGAUGAGGUGAUCACAUUCGAGCUUGCAUGUAGCAGCUCGAAGAAUCCUGGCGGUGAAUGUUACGUUGACUGGUGGCAAACCAAGGGGCAAUCAAACCCAGCUGUGUUUCUUACCCAACACACAUCUGUUUAACAUCGUAAUAUGCGAGUUCUAGUGCUAGUUCAGGCCCGGGCUCAAAUCGAGAAAUCGCCAUCACAAUAUAUGGUGUACUUCCUUCAUCUCAUAAAUUCUUCUGGAUUAAUAGGCUCAUUGGGAGACUACUACUGCAUCGUACAUUCCUGUUUUUGACCAUUAUUGUAAAGCCUGUACCGAAUAUCUAGACUCUGACAGCUGU
Messenger RNA from Serpula lacrymans var. lacrymans S7.9, 706 nucleotides. RefSeq lists its product as uncharacterized. The record is from RefSeq and is a predicted model, not a curated record. The transcript has 3 exons. The coding region runs from base 49 to 504 and encodes 151 amino acids. Lineage: Eukaryota; Fungi; Basidiomycota; Agaricomycetes; Boletales; Serpulaceae.